AUCAGCGCACAGACUGCUUUCACACGUUGCGCCUGUCAAACUACAAAGAUGAAACUCGCCGCUUCGGCGCCUGAAGAGCGUGACGAGGAGGGCUUGGGCGGCAUCACCUUCACCAAAAAGAAAGAAACCAUCGCUGUGACUGCGGCACUGGCCUGGGGCUCGCUGGGCUGUAUUUAUGGCGAUAUCGGCACCAGCCCCCUGUACGUGUAUAGCACGAUAUUUUCCAGCUCGGAGCCAAGCCAGGCCGACAUCCUGGGCGCAAUCAGCCUCAUCUUUUGGACGUUGACGCUGAUCGUGCUGGUCAAGUAUGUGGGCGUGGUGCUCCUGGCCGACGAUGAAGGAGAGGGUGGGACGUUCUCGCUGUACUCGCUGCUCUGCCGCAAGAUCGGCAUCCGCCCCCACGACGUCAUGUUUCGGGGCGAGAGCCGCAUGAUGCGACACCUCGGGUCCUCCAGCACCGGCGGCAGCCAACUCCGCCGCACAAGCGGCAGUGGGACUCGCGGCGCCGGCCUCCGACCCAGCGGUGAUGGCACGCUGCGCCGCCUCAGCACCACGCCCCAAGACGCCGCCGCCGCUCGCAGCCCCGACACUACUCUCACCCUUGCCACAUCAGCAUCCCGGGUCGCCGCCACAGCAGCGCCGCACCCGCACCCGCAGCAGCCGCGCCGUGUCUGGUGGCGCCGCUGGGCUGCCAGCGGCACUGCAGUGCGGGCGACACUGCGGCGCAACCGGGCGGCGCAGAUGGGUCUGUGGGUCACGACCAUGGCUGCUACUGGCAUGGUGCUGGGAGACGGCGUGCUCACACCCGCCGUCUCAGUCAUGUCAGCUGUGUCUGGUCUCAAGGAGGCGACUGACGCGGUCACUCAGCAGACGGUGGUGGGCGUGAGCAUUGCGGUGCUGGUGCUGCUGUUCAGUGUGCAGAGAUGCGGCACCUCCAAGGUGUCCUCCACGUUUGCGCCCAUCGUGGCGUUGUGGCUGUGUGCCAAUGCGGGAGUGGCAGCAUACAACUUGGCCCUGCACGGCGGCGGCGCGCUGGCGGGCCUGAGCCCGCACCACAUCCCGCUCUUCUUCGCGCGCCGCGGUGUGGAGGCGUGGCGCAUGCUGGGCUCCGUCAUGCUGUGCGUGACGGGCGCCGAGGCGCUGUACGCGGACCUGGGGCACUUCACGCACCGCUCCGUGCUGGCCAGCUUCUGCCUUUUCGUGUACCCGUGCCUGGUGCUGACGUAUGUGGGUCAGGGCGCCUACCUCAUGUCGCGGCCGGAGGACGUGUCAGACACCUUUUGGAAGUGUGUGCCCAGGCCUUUCUUCUACCCCAUGCUGGUCCUAGCCACCCUGGCCUCCGUGGUAGCCAGCCAGGCGCUUAUCACCGGCUGCUUCUCAAUCAUUUCAAACGCCAUCAAGCUGGGCGCCUUCCCCAAGCUGUCUGUGCUGCACACCUCGGAGCACGUGCGCGGCCAGGUGUAUGUGGCGGAGAUCAACUGGAUCCUCAUGCUGCUGUGCAUUGGCGUGGUGGCAGGCUUCCAGGACACGGUAGCCCUGGGCCUGGCCUACGGUCUUGCCGUGUCGAGUGUGUUCGUGCUGACCACCCUGCUCAUCCUGGUCGUGAUGGUGGCGGUGUGGGAGGUCAGCCUGGCACUGGUCGCGCCCUUCGCGCUGGUCUUCCUCGCCAUUGAGCUAGCCUUCCUGUCCUCCAACCUGGCAAAGGUGCCUGAGGGAGCCUGGUUCAGCCUGGCGGUGUCCGCGGGCGGCAUCUACGUCAUGACCAUCUGGUGGGUGGGCAGCACACGCCGUGCGCUACUGCUAGCCGCCAGCGCCGGCCGAAACCGCCUGUCCGAGCUCUUCGUCAUGAUGCCGCUACAGCCGCAGCAGUCGCACAUGGCAGCGCCGGCAGCGCAGGUGCCGCAACCGCAGCAGGUGCGGCGUGAAGCGCCGCGUGCCAUUGCCGAGUCCCUGGAGGAUGGACACCAGCAGGAGGCGGAGCAGCAGGAGAUGCAAGGCGCCGCCCACUCACCCGCCGGUGCCGACGCUGCUGCUGCCUGCACUACCACCGCUGCAACGCCUCAGCCUGCUGCUGCUCCCGGCGCCUCUAGCGGCGGCGGCCUGUUGCACCCCGAGCGUGAGAUUGUCACAGCCUCCAACACCCCCUCCUCGGGCACACACGGCUCAGCUACACCCGCCGACGGUGGUGCCAUCGGCCAUCUGCCGUCGCGGCGCCGCACGGCCGCCACCGCCACCUCUGCUUUUGCCGCUGCUGCUGGCAUCUCCGGUCGCGGCGAUGGAAAUGCCGCCGUACCAACUUCACAUCCCCACAAGAGCGACAGCCUCAGCAGGGGCAGCCCCGCGCAGCUGCUGGCGGCCGUGAGCGCGCGCCUGUCCAUGUGGCGGCCUGUGCAGCUGGCGCUACGCCUGCCGCCACAGCCGCUGCUGGGUGCCGAUGGGUCCGCCGCAGUGGGAAGUCAGGGCCUGGGACUGGGCGCGGAUGGGGCGGGUGCCGAGCAGCAACAGCAGCAGCAGCUGUGGCCUCUGUCCCGGCAGCCGGGCAUUGGUCUGUACUACAGCGAGACGCCGGUGGGGCUGCCGCACGUGCUCAUCCACUUCCUGCGGAAUGUGCAGUCGGUGCACGACGUGUCUGUGUUCCUGACCGUGCGGGUGGUGCCGCUGCCGCACGUGCAGCCGGUGGAGCGGCUGCUGGUCCGCCAGCUGGCGCCCUUCCCCAACUUCUACCAGGUGGUGGCGCGCUACGGCUACAUGGACCGAGUGGAUCACGGCGCGGCCUUCAUCCGCCAGGUGGUGAGCGGCAUUGUGCGUGUGCUCCGCGGCGGACCCGCAGUAGCCGCCGACGUCUCGACAGUGGUGGCAGCGACCGGCGGCGGCACUGGUGCUGAUACUGCCGCCGCUGCCGCGGCAGCAGCUGGAGACGGUAUCGCGGGCAGCGGCAGUGGGAGCAGCGGCGGCGGUGCAGGUGGCUUCCGCUUCGUGACCCGCAACCGGCGCAGCAACGGCCAUCGGGGGAGCCGGCUGUCAGCGGCAGCCAGCAGGCGUGGCGUGGGCGGCGUUUCUGCGCCUGCUGGAGAGGAGCAGGAGCGGCAGGGGGGCCAGGCGGGACAGCAGCCGGAGCAGCCGCAGGGAGGGUGGUCACUCUACGGCAUGGGCCUGUCGCGGCAGGGCGGCAUGGUGCUACAGCCUGGGGAAGUUGAUUUCAUCAGCAGCAGCAGCAGUAGCAGCGACCGAGGCUACAACUCGGCUGUGGAAGAAGACUCCGAUACAGAGGACGAGGACGAGGUGGAGGCUGUUCCGGGUGUGUCCGCAGCCGUCGCGCACAGCAGCAAUGUCAGUGGUGGAGGUGUAGGCACUGCUGGUGGCAACACGGGAGGCACUGGCGGCGUGGAGCUGAGCGAGGUGGUGGUGGUGGCGGCGCAUACCGCACAGGUGCGGGCCGACCACGCGCCAGCACCCCAACCGCCAGCAGCGCUUCCCAGCCCCUCCACCGGCGCGCCGCCGCCUGUGUCGCUGCCUGCUGCACCGGCGGCGCUCCAGGCUUCGCGGUCGCGGCCGCGGCUGGCGCGGGCGGCGCUGGGCGUCACUUCCCAGCUGCCCUCGGGUGGGCGGGUGGUUGUGGACGAGGCAGCGGUGGCGCACGUGUUGGAGGCCGCCCGACACGGCGUGGUGUACUACCUGGGCGCUGUGCGGGUGCGGCCGGAGCCCGGCAGCCCCCUUCUGGCGCAGCUGCUGUUCGGUGCCACCUACCGCCUGCUGCUGGGGCUGAGCCGCAGCGAGGUGGAGGACUGGCGGCUGCCGUACGAGCACGUGGUGGAGCUGGGCAUGGUGCUCAGGAUUGGGUAGGGGGCAGAUGGGAACCCAGGAUAGAAGCAGGAGCACGGGACAGGGUUGAUGGGGGCAGGCAUGGGCGAGAAGGAGACUAGGUGAUUGUUAAGAGGAGCUGACGUUAGCGCACCGUAUGAGCUCUGCAGCAGGGGCGGCUACCGCGUUGGUAUCGGGAGUACGGUAGCGUUCACGGAGCUGUACUAAAAUGGUGGUUUUAAGUGGAGCUUCUAGGUAAACUGGAACGGAACAGGUUUUGAGGGGGAAGGAAGCUAUGGGCUGGUGAGGGUAGGCGAAGGCCGAGGAGAGAACGGCAGUGAGAACUAACCGCCGUGCGUGAACGCGGCUUGGAAGACGGACCGUACUUGAUGCACCGUCAUCGUGGGAGUUGUUAUUUUACUUUGCGUUUGGCAUUUUAGCCGUGAACGGCUCUGGUGCCGAGGGCUAUUUGUCGUUUCCCACCCUACUUGCUUUACGCACAUGGAGGCUUGCUACCUAGCGCGGUUUUGAGUCAUUCUUUUCUUUUCGUCCCGGGGGGUGGUCUCUGUCCGGUUAUCAGGAAUGGCCGGCAGACCCCUCUUGGUUGAUAGGCGGCGGGAAAUUAGCUAGACGGCCGCGGGGCUGGGGCCAAGGGAAGCGGCAUGCGACCGGCGGGUUAGGCACGCCGCCCAAGUCAGGGCACAGCCGCUUGCCCCCCAAUAUCCAUUUGCCCUCCCCAGGUGAUGAAACGCAUGCAAACGUGAGCAAGACGGUGAUCUGACGGUGGUCAUGACUUACAAUGGGAGUUUUAGAAGGUUGUACUUCGUUGGUAAUUGUCACGAUUACGAAGCUCGCCCUCAGCAGCCCUCCACUUCAAAAUGCGUAGUGUCUGGUGUGAGGUUCAUGAUGAGGCCGGCAGGUCCGUGCUGAACGCGCUGGGCCGUUUGCUUCAUGUGCAGCACGUGCGUGCGUGCAUUGGCCAACCUGGUGCCACGGCCUAUACCUUUCACUGGUCCCGUGGUGUGUAAUCGUGCGCACCGCUCGGCCGCGCUGGCGCUCUCAUCAAAUCGCACGGGCGGGAUUCACAGAUGUGUUCAAGGGAGCGCGUUGUCAACAGGUGAAGUCAAGUUGUCCAUUCUCCACAUGCGAUGCCAGACGGCGGCUUACUGUGCAGGAGUGCGCAUGAGGAUUUUGCGGGGGGGGGGUUCAUUCGCAAGCAGCACGCACUGCGCGGCUGUUUGGGUGUUUACAAUGCCGCCGCUGCAUAGACUGUGCACAUGCUACAUGUGCGUGUGGAAGCCUGUCAACCCCACGGAAGGCCUGUCCCAUGGGGCAACUAGGAAACCCAAGCCUCGGUGUGCUGCAAUGAGAGGUAGUGUUAAGAAACACCGAGUUUGUUGAUAGAGUGCCAAGUGGGAAUGAAAUUGCUUAGGGACUCGGAGACUGGGACUCUCCUGGCCCUUGCCGCCGUUGGACUUCUUGGGCAGCAGCACGGCGUGGGUGUUGGGCAGCACACGCCCGAGGCGAUGAUGCUGGCGCUUACGGCGGCACAGUGGGUGGCGGUAAAGCAGGCGGCAGCAGCCGGCCAAAGCGGAGGCGGAUCGCCAGCAGCAGGCCGUAGCGGCAGUCGGACCUCGAGGAGGAUGACUGACUGAGCAGCUGUGUGCGGCAAGCUACGUGCGCGUAUUGUUGUUCCCCGGCUUUGAACGUUACGCCAGUGGUUCGUGGGAAUUGCGGGCGUGGCCGGAUUGCGUGAGAGGUUUCGCGGCACGCAGAGCGCCGCGCCGGCGAGUGGUGCCGCGCCGGCGAGUAACAUGGCGCGUGCAAUGGGCGCGUUGAAUUAAAUGCGUUGUUUGC
Molecule: messenger RNA, 5658 nt
Organism: Chlamydomonas reinhardtii
Lineage: Eukaryota; Viridiplantae; Chlorophyta; Chlorophyceae; Chlamydomonadales; Chlamydomonadaceae
Exons: 16
Coding region: 49-3843 (1264 amino acids)
Biological process (GO): potassium ion transmembrane transport
Cellular component (GO): membrane
Molecular function (GO): potassium ion transmembrane transporter activity
Source: RefSeq, a predicted model, not a curated record